UAUACACACAUAUAUACACAUAUACAUACAUAUAUACACAUAUAUACACAUAUACACACAUAUAUACACACACAGAUUGCUAUAUAAACAGUUGUACAGAAAUCCUUGUGCGUAUAUAAAGAGAUCUGAAGAUCAAGGUGUAUAUAUUGAGAGAGAAGGAAGCCGACGCUAUCAACAUACAUAGCUUUGUCUCUGCAUAUACACACAGAUCUGCAAAGAUAUAUAAAUAUAUACACCCAGUUCACCACAUAAAAGCUAUAUAAACAUACACACACAUAUAUAUAAAGGAGAGACAGGCUGUAAUAUAUAUACAUGUGUAUAUAUAUGUAUAUAUGAAGCUGUAGAAACUAUUUAAAUGUCUUAACAGCUCCAAUAUGUAACUUUAUACAUACAUACACACAUAUAUAUAUAAAUAUACACUCAGAUUGUUGUAUACACAGAUAUAUAUAGACAGAAGGACGGAUGAAAAGGUGACACAGAGAGGAAAAAGUUGGUGUCUUUUAAAUCUAAUUUAUUUCUUGGCCAUCUGACACCAGUCUAUAUAAAUAUAUACACCCACAACAAUGGCUACCAAUCCAAAGCCGUCUGGUCUAAAGACACCUUCCAAAAUUGCGAAACCAUCAGGACUUCCACACCCCAAAUCGGGGAUUCCACCUCCAGCUGCCAAACGUCAAAGUCCAGAUCCCCAGAUGAGUCCGACACCCCCCGUGGACGACUUUAUCAUCGGUGACCGCGUUUGGGUAAGCGGCAACAAGCCAGGUGUGAUCGCAUUCUUAGGCGAGACGAGUUUUGCUCCUGGUGAAUGGGCUGGCGUUAUACUGGACGAGAUGCUUGGUAAAAACGAUGGCUCCGUCAGCGGGGUGCGCUACUUCCAGUGCGAACCAAAAUUCGGCGUUUUCGCUCGGAUCUCCAAACUCUCCCGGACUCCCCAGACUCCGAAACCGGAGGCUGCCGGCAGCAGCAUUGCUACCUCCGCAAACGGAACCCCGAUUGGUGGGUUAGCAGUUGGAAAUCGGAGCAUGACACCGAAGAGUGGUCUCGCUGGGAGCCGAGGCUCCUCAGCCUCGACGUCCAGCCUCAACAAGAUUUCCCCCACGACCUCCUCGAUGACCCUCUCAAAAGACGGACUGUCUCCGAAAUACAUGCUUAAGACUGGUGACCGGGUGUUGGUCAGCGGCACAAAACCAGGGACUCUACGAUACAUUGGUGCCACAGAUUUUGCCAAAGGUGACUGGGCCGGAGUUGAAUUGGAUGAUAAACUUGGUAAAAACGAUGGCGCCGUUGCUGGCAAAAGAUAUUUUGAGUGCAAGCCCCAGUAUGGGCUGUUUGCUCCGGUGCACAAGGUGACCCGCUUGGUGGGUGGCGUGUCCACCCCAAGCCCAAGGACGCUGGGUAGCACCAGCCUUCGUAUGUCCCGGGAACGCAGCGGCAGUCAGGAGUCAGUCAGCUCCAUCAGCUCCACAGCCUCAAGUGUGUCGCGGAGUCGAGUGAGACUAGGGGUGACAGCUUUAAGCAGCCAGCACAAGCAAGGACAGAGACCUGGAACGCUAAACAUAUCAGCCACCACCUCAGCACUACAGAAAGCCUUAAAAGAGAAAGAGGAGCACAUUGAGCAAUUGUUGCGGGAACGAGAACUGGAAAGAUCUGAGGUGGCAAGGGCCGCCGCAAAAGUGGACCAGGCGGAGGGAGAUUUGGCUGUGAUGCGGUCAGAGCACGACAGGUUCAAGGACUCGGCCGAUGAUGCCCUGGUCAAGUGGAAGAACGUUGCCCAACAGCUGGAGCGCAAGAAUCACGAGUUAGAGAAUGAGCUGGAGGAUCUACGGAGGAAAACGGAAGACCUUCAGUUUCAAAUUGAGGAGGAAGUGGUGGGGAAGGACGACCUGGAGAGCAAAACUGAGGAGGAAGAAGCGAAGCUGCAGGAAUUGGAAUCCAAGAAUAAGAAAAUGGUAGAGAAAUCCCAAACUAUGGAGAAAGAAUUGACUGAGGCCAAGGGGAAGUUGGAUGACUACGAGAGCCAGCUGAAGGUGUCUGAGGACACUCAGACCAUGUAUCUUGACCAGAUAGAUGAACUGACCCACAAGUUGACCCAGGCAGAGAACAAAAUCACAUCAUAUGAAGCCACUAAACUGGAAGAGGGUGCAAAGACAUCACCUUUAACCCCUGCAGAACCAGAAACGACAAGCCAAGUAAGUGUAGAAUUAGCUGAGAAGACGGCCAAAGUGUCCCAGCUGGAGGAAGCCCUUUAUUACCAAACCAAGGAGAUGAAACAAGUGCAAGAGAAGUUGGCAGAAGUGCUUGAAGAAUUAAAGGAGAGUGAAGCAAAGAAACAAAAAAUGCAAGAAACAAUCAAUGAGUUGACAAGUAAACUGGAUAAAAGCACAACCGCAAGUGAAUCUAUAAACUCUGAGAUGAAGAUUCUCCGUGGUUCUGUGUCUGAUAUAGCCAGACAGUUGGAGAGCAGCAGGGAGAGAGCCGAGCAGCUGUCCGACGACAAAGAUAAGCUGGAGCAACAAAUCGCCGAGCUGAUGAGAAACUCAGGAGAUAGCUCCCAGCAGUUGUCUCUCUUGAACGAACAGCUUCGAGAUAAAGAUAGAAAGGUCGAGGAACUACUAGCAGACUUGUCCAAUUCUACACAAAGAACUGGAAAACUCAACGAAACAAUUGAACAGUUGAAGGAGCAAAGGGAUAAGGACAGAGAGACUUUGACGAACCAGCAGAAGGGAUUGGAGACCAGGUUCCAAACGGAACUUGAAGAAAAGAAUAGUGAAUUAGAGAAAUUGCAGAGUAAAUUGACGAAGCAGAGUGAGGAGUUUGGCAAGGAGAUGGAGGAGUUAAUAGUGAAGAAGGACGGGGAGUUGGGUGAGACGAGGAGGACGGCGGAGGAGAAGAGUGGCCUGUUGGAGGAGGUGAGGAGCCAACACCAGGAGCAGAAGAACGAACUGGAGGAGGUCAAGAGCGAGAAGGAGACACUUUUGUUUGAAAAGGACAGGCUGGAGAAGCAAGUACGCCGGCUGGAGACGGAGAAGGAGGCUGCAACGGAUGAAGUGACCAGCCUCCAGGCGGAGGUCAGCCGGAUGAGGUCGGAAAGCGAAGCUGUGAAGAGCGAAGGGGUGGGGGUGAACGACCAGUUGCUGUCUGCCCUGAAGGAGGUGGAGAAGGGCCGUGCGGAGAGGGAAGAGAUGCUGAAACUAAACAAUGAACUGAAGAGCGAAAAGAACCGACUGCAGCAAGAACAAGGACAGACACAGGUCAGUGUGACCGAGAUGAAGGCCAAGCUGCAGCAACUGGACAUUACAGUGGAACAGAAGACUAAAGAGAUUGAAAAAUUACAAGGGAAAUUGGCCACUUCAGAGAAAACUUUAUCCCAAUCUUUACACAACGAGGAAACCUCAAACUCCUUAACUGAGAAACUAAACGAAGCCAACAGUGAAAUAGUGAAACUGAAACAAACUGUGGAGGAAAGUGAAAGUAAAAAGCAGAAGAUUCAGGAAGAUCUCACAGCUUCAAAGGAACAACUUCUGAAUCACCAAAAGCUUGCAGACGAAAAAUUCGAAAAGAAACUACAGGACAUCCACAAACAAUACAGUGCUCAGUUAAAAGAAAUCGAAUCAGAAAAGAAAGCCCUUGUUGACCAGGUGGAAUCGAGAUCAGGAGCUCUCCAAGAGAGAGAUUCCAAGCUGACCAGCCAGUCCAACCAGAUGAAACAACUUCAGAAAGAAAACAGCCGGUUAAAAGAAAACUCCAGUUCUUUAACAGAAUCUCUAUCGAAAGAAAACAAGGAACUUCUGGAGAAGGUCAAGGCCCUCGAGGAGCAAUUAGCUCAGAAAAAUGCCCCAGCUGGCCACUUGUUAGCCAAUGGUGAUGCUGAUACCUCUGAGGAUGACAGUGCUGUUUCACAACUGAAGAAAGAAAAUGAAGAAAGUGUAAUGGAGAUUGAAUUGCUGAAGUCUGAGAUUGUCUAUCUUCACAUGCAGAACGAGAACCUCAAGUCUCGUUUGGAUGCCCUUGUGAAUGGUGACGUGAAAGAUGACGAGGCCCACAAUGACAAAAGGAAAGAUCCGCUUGUCACACUUCGACUUUUCUGUGAUAUCUGUGAAGAAUUUGACAAACACGACACCGAGGACUGUCCACAGCAGACCAUGUCAGACAGUCCGCCCUGCACCCAGUACCACGGCACUCCCAAACAGGAGAGAGCCUACUGCGAAAUCUGUGAAGUUUUUGGACACCAGACCUCCGACUGUGAUGUGGACGAAACGUUUUGAGCCGUCAAAAAAAAUUAUUUCCCUUCAUUCCUCCCUGACCCCCCAUCCGCACCCCAUCCUCCAUUCCGUCCCUGUUUCCUCUUUCCCCCCCACACACACACACAACCCCGCCCCCUGCCUUGUUCCACUCCUGCACCUCCCAUCCUCCAUCUCCCCCUCCCCCCCUCUGCAUAUUGCCGAAUGUCUCCCCACCCCACCCACCAAGGGUUUCGAAAUCCCUGUAAAAUAGACGAGAAUGAGAUGACACUUCCCUCCCACACUUUAUAUAAGGGGGAAGAUAUACAUAUAUAUAUCUUCCCCUCUCCCCUGUCCUGCCCCCUUUUUCCUGUUAGAUCCCAGCCCCCUUCUUCCCAGCCCCCUAUUCUGUUGCUUCUUUAGCUUCUCAUCCUCCUCUCCUUACCAACUCCACCCCUUCACCAGUUCAUUCCUAUGUCUUUCCCCCCCACUUCUUUCCUUUAAUCCUCACCACUACCCCCUCCAUCCCUUUUUCCCCUCCCACUUUUUUAUUUUUUUACUCUUCUACUCUUUCCUCUCCCCCUAUCAUAAUGCUUCUCUCUUCAUUCCUGACAUCCCAUGCCACGCCCCCUUCUUUAAAUGGCUUCCUUUCUCCCCUUUGAUUCUCACACCCUCUCUGUCCUGUCUCUCCCUCCUUCCCACCCUCCCCCACACGCAGGGCCCUCUCUUCCUUACACCUCUUUCUUCCCUUAGAGUUCUCGUCCAACACCUCCUCCAUGCCCUUCCCACCCUUGUUGCCAUUUUUAGCUCCUCCUUUUAUCUCCCUCUUCCUACCCUGCCCCACCCCUAGUUGUCAUUCUCCUCAUCAUUCCUUGUCCCCGCCCAAUCCUUCCCCUUCAUUUCUCACCCCCCCCCCGUCUCUCUGCCCCUCCCAAUCCUAUUGCCACAUCGGCUCCUCCUCCAAGUCCCCACCCAUCCAACAGUCUUUAAAAUGUUGCUGCAUCACAGCUUCGUUAACUCCGAUAUAAAAACACAAAACUUAAUUAACUCUGUUGGCUGUAUCAGCUCUGAUCUUGUUAAAUUAUUUUUUUUUCGUUCGUUCAUUCCUCCUCCUCCAACACAGUCGCCACCUCCUCCUCCAAAGAACACACUUAACUCCUCCCACUUCACUUUUCGUCAUGCGGAGGCGUUUUAUAUAUAUUUUGAAUUCUUGCUCCUCCUCCUCCCAGUUUGUGCAUUGUUUACUACAACAGCCACUUCCCCCCCCCCUCUCUCUCUCUUUUCUGCCUCCCUCCCUCCCUCCCUCUCUGCAAUUCACAGACGUAAUGAUAUGAUAAUAAUAUUGCCUCCAGCUCCAAUAUCAAUGCUCCUCCUCUUCCUCCUCCUACUACUACUACUGCAACCAAUGAACCAAUCCCUAGACUCGUUGCUGCGCCCUUUGCCAUGCCCACAGGUGGGUGUGGUUAUACAGGUUGGACACACACCCACCCUCUCUACCUGCCGACCUUUCACACUGUAUGUGUGUAUGUAUAUAUAUAUAUAUAUAUAUAUAUAUAUAGAUGCAUAUUAUAUAUAUAUAUGUGUAUAUAUGUAUAUAUACAUCAGUGCCUGCACAUUGUUGCCAUAUAUUCCUGUGCUAAUAUCGUUGCUGUGCUUUGAGGGCCCUCUGCAGGGGUGAUGGUCAGGACACCUCACCCCCUAUUUACUUUUUGUUGCGAGA
This is a messenger RNA of Octopus sinensis (East Asian common octopus), 5937 nucleotides long. RefSeq names its product CAP-Gly domain-containing linker protein 1. The transcript is spliced from 29 exons. The record is from RefSeq and is a predicted model, not a curated record. Gene Ontology annotation, biological process: cytoplasmic microtubule organization. Bases 564 to 4262 code for a protein of 1232 amino acids. Gene Ontology annotation, molecular function: microtubule plus-end binding. Gene Ontology annotation, cellular component: cytoplasm; microtubule plus-end; nucleus. Lineage: Eukaryota; Metazoa; Mollusca; Cephalopoda; Octopoda; Octopodidae.